UUUUGUAGGUUACUUCAUGAUUCAGGAUAUCCUGGUUCAAGACUUUUUGAAUCACCGCCCGACACUGUACCUCUGAUUUUCUUAGCAAUUUGAUUCCAAUGAAAUGAAACAAAAUAUAAUGGUCAGAAUAUUAAGCUGUAGCACUUUUUUCCCCCUUUUCCUAACACAGAACAACCAGUCUUGCUCAACAGAGUUGACACUCCCUUCUUUCCACUCAUUUGAACCUUAUUUGAAGCUUUAGUUCUGAUAAACAGGUUCAGUCAUGCUGAAAAGACAGAAAACAAGACACAAUCCAAGAUUAGCUCAGUGGUUUGGUGAAUCUCAUAAUGUUUGGAUUUAAUGAAGUCGAUUUAAUGAUUAAACUAAAAAUACUCUUAGUCCUGCACUUAAAAGCAGCAGAAUUGAAAGUAAAUAAAGGAAAAGUACUCAUUAGACAACAGAAAGGCUGCUGACAGUGUGUAUUGUAGUAUAAGAAUAUUAAAACAUUUCUGUGUAUGAAGCAUUUUAAUGUUGCUUGUCAAAGUAAAGCUUAUUAUAACUGCUUCUGUUGGGUAAUCUAAUUAAUAACAUAUGUUUUAUUAGUUGCUAUAUAUUUUAUAUUUAAUCCUUUAUCAUCAAAACAGUAAAUACUUAGUUACUUUCCAUUAGAAAGAUUACACCUCAUUUAAUUGAGGUUGCUUGCUCUCUAAUUAACUCUCUAAUCAUCUGAUGCACACUGCUAACUGGUAUUUAGCUUGACAUGAGUCACCUGUUUUCCUGUGUAAGCAUGUUAAUAGUUCCUGCUGGAAACGCUCUUGCAUUAGUCACAAAUUCCUAUAGUUUUAUUUAUAACUUUGUUAGAUCACCAUAGGUCACCAAGAAGAAAGUCCCUACAAGCCCUACAAGAUUUAUGAGUAAAGCACCUGUUCUGGCAAACAGAAACAUCACUUAUUAGAACGUGACUGACAGAACCGGAGAAUUCUGCAGCAGCACCACAAACCACACUGUGAUGGCGUACUCCACUAGCACUCUCGCACAGGGCUGUUUUGGGAAGGUGUACAAGCAGAAAUACAAUGAUACCUGGGCUGCUGUAAAGAAAGUCCCCCAGCACCUCAUCCCGAGGAAGGACCUAGAGAGAGAGUGUGAAGUAUACAACAAAGCAAAUCAUCCCAACAUAGUGAAGCUUCUGGGCAACAUAUCUCUCAAAGACGGUAAAUGGAUUAUUCCUCUAGAGUUUAUCUUUGGAGAAGACUUGGAGACCACCAUCUUCAAAUCAUCAAAGUCUAAAAUACAGUUGACGCCAACCAAUAAAGGCACUAUCAUUGUCGGCAUGUGUGAAGGGCUGUACCACCUCCACUCCAAAGAUAUUGUCCAUCAAGACCUCAAGCCUGAAAACAUCAUGGUGGAGCAUAACACAAAUAGAGCAGUCAUUAUUGACCUGGGACUGGCCAAGUUCUUCCGACACGGUCUCAACUCUGCCGUGGACAUGGGAAACGAGGCCUACUCAGCCCCUGAGGUGCUUAGGAGGUGCAGCCAACGGGACCAGCGCUCAGACGUGUGGGCCAUGGGUAAGAUCAUAGCUGAGCUCUGUGCCAGGAUUCGGCUCUACACGCCCAGUGUUUGUCCCACCAAGAUCAAGGAGACCCUGCAGGAUCAACCAUACUGUCAUGCUGUGUGUAGGAUGGUGGAGGCCGAUCCUACUCUGAGGGCCUCCAUGGGUGGAGUCAUGAGAGAGAUACGAAAGGCCGCAGGUGCAGGCAAUGUUACCAGUACACCCAAUCAAAUAGGGCACCUUAAGCCACCUACAUCGGAUGUCAAAAACAGGGAUCUCUCUCCAGUGAACAGAGGGGCAUCUCCAAUGAACAGGGAUCCAUCGCCAAUGAACAGAGGUGCAUCUCCAAUGAACAGGGAUCUAUCGCCAAUGAAUAGAGGUGCAUCUCCAAUGAAAAGGGAUCUAUCGCCAAUGAACAGAGGUGCAUCUCCCAUGAACAGAGGACAAUCACCCUUUAACAGAGAUCCUUCACCACUCAACAAGCCAUCACCGCUGAACUGGGAGCGGUCGCCCAGACCAGACACCAAGCUUUUGCAUCCUCAAACUGCCCUGCACCAUCCUCUUUUGGCUCAGAAGACAGAGGACAAGAACAAAAACCAGGCUCUGGUCCCGACUGGCGGAGCCGCCCUUACGCAAGACUUCAUGAAAAUGAAGUUGUACGAAGAGGCUGCAAAGGAUCUGCCCUGCAACCUACCCACAACAGGGAGGGUGGUGGUGCGGCGCUUUGAAGAAAAAAACGGGGAAUGUGAAAAAUGGGAGCAAAAGGAAGUGGUGACCCGUGAUGGAAAGAUUGUCAAGUUUGACAAUGUCAUGUUUAAUAGCAACUAAGAAUAAGAGUUUCACAAUGUACUAUUUGGAACGGCUGCAUGUGUUGGUUGAAUGGUUAGUCCGGGGUAACCUAACUUAUGGUACAGUACGAUACUUCUAUCUGUCACAGAUUAAAUGGACUUGUAACAUACUUAGAAAUGGAGGCUGGUCAUUUGAAGCUGUAAUGAUUAGAAUUUGAACCUUUACUUAUAUAUCUACAGACAUAGACAACCAUCUGUGAAUAUUUUUCAAGACUGUGAAUACAAUCACUACCUACCUACUUUCUAAACUUACUAAAUUCUCAAAUCUUUUGUGUUAUUGUAGACAUAGAUUUUGUUUUAUAUGUAUUACAUCUUUUUCAUUGCCAUUGCUUUAGCUGUUUUAAAAACAACCACUAUAGUUGAUGGUUAUACAGACAACAUGUGUCAGUACCAUACAACUAACUAAUUACGACUAAUUAUUAAUUGCAUAAUACUGGUUUUACUGCUUUUCAUUAGUUCUCAUGUUGGUAACUUCUAUUGCUUAUUGUUUACAUUGUUUACAUGGUUCCUUUAUUGGUCAAAAAAACUCUCCAGCUAAUGAAAAGAUGGUGAUGUUAAAUAGCUCAAUUACUGGAUGAUUUUUGUUUAGUUGUUUAUGUUAACUUAAUAUCUCAAACAAUCAAUUACACUUGGAAAGUUGUAAAAGUUGAAAGCUUAAUGGAAAGUUGGGUCCUUUGCCAAGAAAGUGAGUUUUUGGUGAUCCGACCAAAUCAAUAAAUCGGCACUAUGUGACUAUUUGCAAUUACUUAACACUUUAGCCCAUAACUCCUGAACUGAUGUAUAGAAGCAAAAUAUGAUUUGGUCAAGAUUGGCAAAUAAAUGUCAAACAAAUUGGCAAAUUUCAUCCAUCACCUAAUCGGUACACAUGGUACCAAAUUAACUGUUUAACUGUAUAAUGACUAGGUAGUGAUGGCUCAUUUGAAAUAUUGUAUUACCUCUCCUGGGCAUGAUUUAGGUAUUUUAGGUAUUUUUUUAUUUUAAAAAACUCAAUCACAUUGUGUGUAUGUCAUUUGAAAUACAUCUAAGCAUUGUGGAAACAAAAA
Larimichthys crocea (large yellow croaker) is the source of this 3422-nucleotide messenger RNA. Its product is annotated as serine/threonine-protein kinase Nek8. Gene Ontology annotation, molecular function: protein serine/threonine kinase activity; ATP binding. The transcript is spliced from 5 exons. The coding region runs from base 989 to 2359 and encodes 456 amino acids. Gene Ontology annotation, cellular component: nucleus. Lineage: Eukaryota; Metazoa; Chordata; Actinopteri; Sciaenidae. Gene Ontology annotation, biological process: mitotic DNA damage checkpoint signaling; protein phosphorylation. The record is from RefSeq and is a predicted model, not a curated record.